AUGACCCUUAACAGUCUCAACAAAGUCAUUGAAGAUGCUGAGGAGAGGCAAUACAGAGACCCUUCUGUGAAGCGCUGGCUUGAUGAGCUCAAAGAUGCUGUGUUCCAAGCUGAGGAUCUGCUGCUUGAGAUUGCAACCGAGGCCUCUCGACGCAAGCUGCAACUUCAACUUCAUCCUAACAUAGGUAAGCUACGCAACUACUCCACUUCCAUUGUGAACCCAUUUGAAAAACAAAUUGAACCAAGGAUGCAGACACUUGUCGACUACCUAGAUUGCUUAACAAAGAAGAGGAAGCAACUGGGGUUGAAGGAUGGCUCUGGCGCACUUACUCCAGCGGGAGUGAAGGGGAAAGUUUUCAAGAGAUUGCCAGAAUUGUCUUUGAUAAAUGAAGCUGAUAUAUUUGGUAGAGGUUCUGAUAAAGAGAAACUAAUCAAUAUUUUAAUGUCGCCCAGCGAGGGUGGGAAUGGAUCCCCGGUGGAUGUGAUUGCCAUCGUAAGUAUGGGUGGAAUGGGUAAGACAACACUCACACGGCUUGUUUACGAAGACAAAAGAAUGAUAGAUGAAUUUCAACACAGAGCUUGGGUGUGCAUUUUCGAAGAGUUCGAUCCUGUUCAAGCUACAAAAGCAAUUCUUAAAUCACUUGAUAGUAAAAUUGAACUUGAGCAGUCAGAUGAUUUAAAUCCACAUCAGCGUCAACUAAAGGACAAGUUGAAGGAUAAGAAAUUCUUCAUGGUUCUCGAUGAUGUGUGGAAUCGGAAUCAUGCUAUCUGGGACGCCUUUCGAACUCCUUUCAACUAUGGAGCUCCAGGAAAACUUGAAUCAAUUGGUAGAACAAUUGUUGGCAAGUGUGGAGGGUUGCCUUUGGCAAUAAAAACAUUGGGAAGUUUGCUGGGCACAAAACCAACUCCUCAAUAUUGGGAUGCAAUUUUGAAGGGUGAUAUUUGGUCCUUAUCAGAGGAUGAGAGCAAUAUAAUCCCAUCUUUAAGGUUAAACUACCAUUAUUUACCUUAUGAUAUCAAGCGCUACUUUGCAUUUUGUUCCAUCUUUCCAAAAGAUUACUUGAUAAAGAAGGAUGUUCUCAUUCAAUUAUGGAUGGCUGAAGGUUUGUUACAUUAUGCUCACACAAGCAAGAGCUUUGAAGAAGUGGGUAAUGAAAUCUUCAAUGACCUACAAUCUAGAUCAUUUUUUGAACCAUUAGAAAAGAAUGGCAAUUGCUUCAUGAUGCACGAUCUUUUGAACGAUUUAGCAAAGUCUAUGAUGGGAGAGUUUUGUGUACAGCUAGAUGCUGGUCGAGUGCAAGAAAUUUCAACAAAGGCUCGUUACUUUUCAUCUAGGGGCAAAUGA
Molecule: messenger RNA, 1344 nt
Organism: Prosopis cineraria
Lineage: Eukaryota; Viridiplantae; Streptophyta; Magnoliopsida; Fabales; Fabaceae
Product: putative disease resistance RPP13-like protein 1
Exons: 2
Coding region: 1-1344 (447 amino acids)
Biological process (GO): defense response to other organism
Molecular function (GO): ADP binding
Source: RefSeq, a predicted model, not a curated record